Molecule: messenger RNA, 2227 nt
Organism: Gastrolobium bilobum
Lineage: Eukaryota; Viridiplantae; Streptophyta; Magnoliopsida; Fabales; Fabaceae
Exons: 6
Coding region: 1-1758 (585 amino acids)
Source: RefSeq, a predicted model, not a curated record
AUGCCAUGUUCCAAAGAAGAAGCACUUGUUAGACUCUUCUACAAUGCCUCAAGCUCUUUCCAGCUUCUCUUACUCUUCCUCUUCUCCUCAGCCAUUUUUCUUUUCAAGUUCUUAAACUUCAUAGGCAGCUACUCCAUAUUCCAAAGAGAUCAGCACUAUGAUUAUGUGUUUUCUGAGUAUGAUGAAGAAGAAGAAGAAGAAAUUCAAGAAAGUUAUUCUUAUGUGGAUUCUAUUGAGAGAGAUCAUAUAGUAGCAGACAUCAUUGGUGGUGGAGAAACUCUUGUGUUUCUGCACAAAAACGACCCUCAGAGGACUCAUUCUUCUUCUGAAGAAUUCAUAAGCCUUAUUGAAGACACAGAAGAAAACUAUGCCUCAGAAACAUUGUCUGUUCAUAAGUCACCACUUGUUUCAGACUUUGAAAAUGAAGUGGCAGAAGAAGCUGAAGUAGAAUUUCCAACACAAGAUGCUGAUUCUGUUCCAAAUUCUGUCCCAGUUGAAAGCAGGCCCACUUCUCCCAUCACCCUUAACAUACACAAAAGUGACUUGGUGGACAGUGACAAAAUUUGUGACGAAGAUCAUGUUGAUAUUGGAAUUAUUAAAAAUAAGAAGGUGCAUGAGACAAACCUCACAAGAGAUGAGAGAUUCUUUGUUUAUGCUCCUACCCAUUUAGAGGCUAAGAAGUUGAUUAUUGAAGAAAAAAAUGAUGAAGAAAUAUAUGGUGACUCAUGCACUGUUGGGUCCACAUCUAAGAGCUCCUCUGAAUGGAGGAGCUCCAUUAAGGAUUCUGGUACUGAAGACCCUUUUUCUUCUUCAUCAAGAAGAAGUUGCCCCAAGUGGGAAUCAUAUACAGUUUUCCAAAAAUAUGAUGAAGAAAUGUCAUUCCUAGAUAGGAUUAGUGCACAGAAACUUCAAGAAACUGAGUCUUUGAGAUCCAUCAAAGUUUCUCCAAGAUCAAUUUCAGAGCGUAUUGUGUACAAGUUUUCAACUAUGAAUAAAAGACCAGGUGAUAUCCAUCACAACCCAUACAAUGAACUAGAGGCUGCAUAUGUUGCACAAAUUUGCAUAACAUGGGAAGCACUUAAUUGGAACUACAAAAAUUUUCAAUCCAAACGAGCCUCACGCCAUGAUCUUGAUGUGGGUUGUCCAGCCACCAUCGCACAGAAAUUCCAACAAUUUCAAGUUUUGUUGCAGAGAUACGUAGAGAAUGAGCCUUAUGAGCAUGGAAGAAGGCCCGAGAUCUAUGCUAGAAUGAGGCAUUUGGCUCCAAAAUUGCUCCUAGUGCCAGAAUAUCGAGAAUCAGAUGAUGAUCAGAGGGAUGAUGGUUUUCACUCUAAAAUAUCUUCAUCUUCAUUUCUUAAGAUAAUGGAAGAUGGUAUCAGAACAUUCAUGAGUUUCCUUAAGGCUGAUAAAGAGAAAACAUGUCAGGCCCUAGCAGCCUAUUUUAGGAGAAAUCAAAGAGGCUUGGUUGAUCCAACACUACUCAGGCUUAUAAAGAAAGUUAAUCAAAAGAAGAAGGUGAAAGUUAAAGAUCUUCGCCGUUCAAGCAAAUUGUGCUUGAGGAAGAGAAAGUUGACUAUGGAUAAAGAGAUGGAGAUUUUGAUGGCACUCAUAGAUUUGAAAGUGGUGUCAAGGGUUUUGAGAAUGAGGGACUUAAGUGAAGAACAGUUGCAUUGGUGUGAAGAGAAGAUGAGCAAAGUGAGAGUCAUGGAUCGGAAACUUGAAAGAGAUUCCACUCCACUUUUUUUCCCUGCACAUUGACCCACAACACUGAUUAUAUAUAAUGCUUGAUGACUGGAUUAUGAAUGUGCAUGAGACUGCACAUAAGGAAUAUCCAUAGAACACUUUUUUUUUUGUAAAUAUGUUUUAAAGAAAAUGGAGUGACCCUACAGAUCAAAGUAAUACAUGUGGGAGUGGCAUGGAUUUUAGAGCCUGAAAUCCAUGGAAAGAUGAGUAAAGAUGAAUGGUUAUGAUAUUGAUUAAUAUUGAAAGUGAAAGACCAAUGACAAAGCAAGGAAUAUGGAGAUAGAGACAAGAAUAGCUUUAGUUUGCUUUAGCUUUUUAAUAAGGGUUUUAUCUACAAGGAUUUUUAGCUGAAUCAAAAGAAGAAUGAGCUAGAGUGAAACACAUGCAGUUGAAUAAAAUUAGGCUCUUGUCAAAAAGUAGAUCACAUGAUAAGGGAGUGGUAGGCUUAGUGCUUUUUUUCUUUUUUCUGGCUAAUAUAGGAAGG